UUCUGCGGCGAUUCUAACCCUGGCAGGCUUCUAUACUCUACAGUCUAUAGACUAUACUCUGUACAUACUAUAGCUACAGUCUAUAGCCAGCUACAUGGCAUAUGCAGCCCUCAACGACUUCACAGACGCCAUCGAGGCACUCCCAGCAGACCUCGUGCGCAACUUCACCCUCCUCCGCGAAGUAGAGUCCAAGACACUCGCGCUCCAGCAAUCCCUCAUCUCUGAGAUCCGAUUCUUUAUGGAUGCGCUACCUGUUGCGCAAGACGCGACACCUGCUGCGUAUGAACAACUCACGCGCAUCAAGGAGCUCAUCAUGCAAGGUUUUGCGUAUAGUGAUGAAAAGGUCUCUGUUGCCAGUACAGCAGCCGAUACCGUGCAGAAGCACAUGCUGCGUAUUGAGCGAGACUACCACUUGAUUGAGCAGGAAAUACCCAGGCGCAUCAGGGAGGGUAGUCCGCCGCCUCAAAUCACAACCGUUGCCAGUGCUAUGCGAAAUGCACCGAAGCGUGUAGAGACACCCAAGAAGCCACAGGGACAGAGCGCUCGAGCCAUGGCUGCUGCAGCUGCGGCGGCGGCGGCGGCGGCGGUUCAAGCGCAAGCAGCAUCCAGUCUAGCACAUAGUCAUGGUGUGCUGCCUGCUCAAGCGACGUUCCAUGCGCCUGCGUCACGCGAUGAGACGACGACGCCGCAGCCUGUGUUCUCUCGGCAUGGGAGACAGUCGAAGCCAAGACGGCGCAGUAUGUCCCCUUCUGCACCGAGUGGGAAACUCUCAGCAGCGGCAGCAGCAGCAGCACAAGCGGCAGCACAAGCAGCGGCAGCAGCGGCGAAUGAAGAUGAACCGACAUACUGCUACUGCAACCAAGUCUCGUAUGGCGAAAUGGUCGCGUGUGAUGGAGACGAGUGUGAGCGGGAAUGGUUCCAUCUUGCGUGUGUCAACUUGACGGCACCGCCCAAGGGGAGCUGGUACUGCGAUGCCUGUAAGAAGCAGCAGGCGCCGACAUCACGACGACGGCGGUAGGUGACGUAGAAGCAGAUACUAAACAGACUUUCCUAUGAUCCUUCCAUAAACUAUCGCACGAGCUGUUCUAGUUCUUUGCAACGAGCAUCUUCUUGAUGUUGGCUAUGCCGAGACCCGGGUUGAGACC
Messenger RNA from Protomyces lactucae-debilis, 1145 nucleotides. RefSeq lists its product as uncharacterized. The coding region runs from base 95 to 1018 and encodes 307 amino acids. The transcript has a single exon. Gene Ontology annotation, cellular component: nucleus; Rpd3L-Expanded complex; Rpd3L complex. Lineage: Eukaryota; Fungi; Ascomycota; Taphrinomycetes; Taphrinales; Protomycetaceae. The record is from RefSeq and is a predicted model, not a curated record. Gene Ontology annotation, biological process: regulation of DNA-templated transcription.